AUGUCUCUCAACCUCUACCAACGCCAUCGCGGCUUCGGGCCAAUAAUGAAUAACACUUACUACGACGACCACGGCGAUACAAUAUACACAGUGCACACUCCGUUUUCGCUGAGUCUUCAUCGGACGACUACUAUCUCCAAGGCCAUUCAUGACACAGCCGGUGGUGGUGGUAGUAGAGAGGCUUCUACUUUUGCUCUUGCUCGACGGAUAACUGUUGCCGACGAACCAAUGGGAGGAUCUCUGAUCGACACAAAUUCAUUCCUUCAUACCUCAGACGACGAACAUGCUGUAUCUCUUCCCGGUGCGACAAUAGGCGAUAUCGUUGGUGGUAGCAAUAGUGUGGCUACCACACCUGUUUCUCCUCCUCCUACAAUGCCACGCCCAAGAACUAUCGACCACAACUUCAUCUACGUCGCUCAAAUCGACUGGAAGGUAUUCCGAAGGCUCCAAGAUCCGUUUCGGAAAGAGGGGUGGGGAUUUUGGGGUCCUCAUCGUGUAUUCACCGGUGAAGAUGGUCAAGAAUACAGAUGGAAUUUUGGGAGGACUCAUCCCCAGUUAGUCCUAAAUGAUGUGUCAAAGAUGCUCGUCGCGACGUUUCAUCAAGAGAGACUAUUCUCCAAAAACAAUACGGCGCGUUUGGAAAUAUUUUCUCCAGGCCAACACAUGAUCGACGAAAUUUUCGUGACGUUCACGUAUAUCGAGAGGUUACGCAGAGCGAAGGAGAGGUCCGCGAAGAACUGA
Lentinula edodes (shiitake mushroom) is the source of this 741-nucleotide messenger RNA. RefSeq lists its product as uncharacterized. The transcript is spliced from 3 exons. The record is from RefSeq and is a predicted model, not a curated record. NCBI's taxonomy places the organism in Eukaryota, Fungi, Basidiomycota, Agaricomycetes, Agaricales, Omphalotaceae. The coding region runs from base 1 to 741 and encodes 246 amino acids.